CUGCUGCAGAUCCGUGUGGCCCGGGCCUCAGCCUCCCGCCCUGGCUCACGUCUGUGCCGUGCUGGAGUGUGCCCCAGCGCUGUGAGCCAGAAGAAACCGCUCCUUAAGGAGCCUGGCGAGGCGAACGUGGUGGGCGCACGCCCCUGCGCGCCUCCGCGGGAUGCCACGCCGCAGGGAGCAGCGGGGAGCAGGUGAAACAGCGAAGAUUUGCCUCCCUCCACCCGACUUCUGCUACAGUUUACCGCUGGAGCCUGUGUUACACAAUCGGACCUGGCUCGGGGGGAAAAAGGAAGCUGUGGGUGGGCGGGUGUCCGUGAGCAGAGAUUUGUGCCCUACAAUCUCCUGGACAUCUGAGUACUGCACCGAGUUCCACAAGGCACACUCAGCACGUCUUACUCGGAUGGUUUGGGGUAGAGCAGCCAUCUUGUGACUAAGAGGGAAAAUAGGAGAGGUCCAGGUAAGGCCCUGGGGCCCUCUGGUCCCUUAACCAAUACCGGCAGCUUGCUAGUCCUUGAAAUUUUGUGUGUGAAAAGUAAAACUAUUUGCUAGGCCACGUGCAUCCGUUAGCACGCACCAGAAAUAACCACUGGCUGGUUCAGAUAGGAAGGGCUGGAAAGGCCGGCUCCGGGCCGAAUAGACAGUCACGUGGCCUCUGCCUGCGCAGGAGCUGGUGAAUCAGGAAGCCGCUUGCAGAGCCAGCCUGUGGUGCCUGGCCCGCCUCAGGCAAGCUGGCUUUGGAUGGAGGCUGGGUCCAGCCCAGACUGAACCCUGCUCUCCAGGUCAGCCCCACCCCAUCAAGAUCCUAACUGACGUCAGUAGGACAGGUUUUUAAAAUGCAGGGUGGGGUGAAGGACAAACAAAUUCUGCAGCAUAGUUAGCGACUUGUAAAAGUCGCUGGGCGUGGUGGCGCACCCCUUUGAGCCCAGACUUUGGAAAGCAGAGGCAGGCAGCUCUCUGAAUGUGAGGCCAGCCUGGUCUACAAAGCGAGUCCAGAACAGCCAAGGCUACCCAGAGAAGCCCUGUCUUGGGGAAGAAAAAAAAAACAGUAUAAAUUUAUUACUAUUUUACGUAAAACUUCAAAUCUAAUCCAUUGACUUCAAUACAUCAUAAUUUCCAUACUCCCAUUUUUAAGGUUUAUUUUUAUUUUAAUGUUUAUUUUUAUUUACGGUGCGUUUGUUUUGUUUCGUUUUGCCCGUUGUAUGUUGGGUCUAUGGACCGCCCAUGACUGCAGUGCCUGCAGAGACCAGAAGAGGGCAUCAGAUUCCCUGGCCUGGAGUCCCAGGCAGUUGUGAGCUGCCUGGUGGGUGCUGGGAGUGGAACCUCAGUCCUUGGGGAGAGCAGCCAGCACUCUGCGCUCCUGACCCCCCUCUCCAGCUGCUGACAACUGCUUACCUUUUGAUUUCCUUGGGCAAACCCUGGAGCCCACCUCCCCACUCAUCUUUAUUUAAUGCUCACACCUUCCCCACACCACAGCCACGGCCGCCUCCCCAGAUCUGCUCCUCUGAAGUGCAGGGGCUCCACAGCUGGGCACGCAGACCCUCAGCAUGCUUCCCUUGCAAGGCCUCGGCUUAGCGGUGAGAAGGCUCAGCUCUGGCUGGAGCUGCGGCCACCAGCCAGGCCUAGCAGGGCCUUGGAGCAGGGAUUGAGCAAUGGCAGAUAGUCCCACCACCCCUCCAGGCCCCCAAUCCCUCCCUAACCCGCUUGACCCAGCUCAGCCCCAAGGAGUUUGUGGCAGCUCUGCAGGCACAGCCAUCUGUCACCUGCGGCUCCUGGCGACACACAGUCUGUCAGCUGCUUUGCACAAGGGCUAGUGCACUUUUGGGGUGUAGGGGUGCUCUGAGCCGCAGGCUGGGCGCUGGCUGUGGUGACCUUUUGGAGACCCUAGAGCCCCAGCUGUUUCCCCGCAUUCCAUCACAGCCGCCAGCUGAAUAAAGAGGGACCCAGGCUGCGGGCAGAGGAGCCGCCGGUGCUGCAGAGAGGACUGGCCAUGUCCGAGGCACCGUCCUGCCCCAGCACCGAGACCCCUACCCCUGGCUGCGACGUGAAGACGUUGUACUGGGCAUGCGUCCACAACGACCCUGCUGAACUCCAAGCCAGGCUGGACGCCGGGGUCUCCCCGGAGGAGGCUUCCCAAGUGGACAGCAAUGGGAGGACAGGUCUCAUGGUCGCGAGCUACCACGGCUUUGGUUCCAUUGUGGCUCUGCUCAGCCGCUGUCCUUUCCUGGAUGUGAACCAGCAGGACAAAGACGGCAACACGGCCCUCAUGCUGGCCGCUCAGGCAGGUCACGUGCCUCUGGUGAGUCUCUUGCUCAACUACUUUGCCGGCCUGGACCUGGAGCGCAGGGACCAGCGCGGGCUCACGGCUCUGAUGAAGGCGGCCAUGCGGGACCGCUCCGAGUGUGUGGUCGCCCUCCUCAUGGCAGGUGCCGACCUGAGCUCAGUGGAUCCCGUCCGGGGCAGGACAGCCUUGGAGUGGGCCGUUCUGACUGACAGCUUUGACACAGUGCGGAAGAUCAGGCAGCUGCUGAGGCGACCCCGGGCAGAGCAGCUCAGCCUAUGCUACCAGCCAGAAUGGCCAGCCUUGGCCCAGCUUGUUGCCCAGGCCCAGGCCCAGGCCCAGGCCGCCCCGUCCCUCCUGGAGAGGCUGCAAGCCACCCUGAGCCUCUCUUUUGCUCAGUCUCCGCAGGAAGGGGGUGUGCUGGACCACUUUGUGACUGUCACCACCAGCUUGGCCAGUCCCUUUCUCAGCACAGCCUGCCACACGCUGUGCCCUGACCACCCCCCCACGCUAGGCACCCGGGGCAAGUCGGUGCCGGAGCUGUUGGGUACCGCCCCUCCCCCGCCCCCUGCACCCCAUCCUCCCCAGGCAGUCCCCACUCCCCAGGCCUUUGCCCCCUCCCAGAGCCAUCAGCGCACGCUCUCCCAGUGGCUGCCGUUCAGGGACGGUCCCAGGUCCCAAGUCCCCAAGAUCCUCCUCUCUAAGGCACCUUCCCGCACCACCCAGUACAGCUUGGUCCUCAGGCCUGCAGGGCACCGAAGCCUGGCUCUUCCUGUCUGGAGAUACCAGGAGAGGAAGAAGAAGGAGGAGGAGGAAGCAAAGAAACAUGGGGAGGAGGGCUAGGCCAGGCUGGAGGCAAGAGAGACCCAGUCCUGUCUGGGCCUCUUUGUGCUUCCCAACCGUCUGUCUGCAGGAACCUGCUCUCGCCAAGUCAGAGUCUGCAGGGGGGAAUGGGACCGACCCGGUGUCUGCCAGCGGGGCACUGGCUACCGUGAUUAUCGUGGAAACACGCACACACUCUAUUCUGUAUAACACGUCACAAAGCGAGAGAAAGCAAACCGUUCUCGCACAAAAUCUACAACCUGUAUCGAAUAAAGAGCUGAGCGUAGAAAAGCGUGCGCGGCACGCCAUUCGUCUGGUGGAAA
Meriones unguiculatus (Mongolian gerbil) is the source of this 3423-nucleotide messenger RNA. RefSeq names its product ankyrin repeat domain 33 (gene Ankrd33). Gene Ontology annotation, biological process: negative regulation of transcription regulatory region DNA binding; negative regulation of transcription by RNA polymerase II. Gene Ontology annotation, molecular function: protein binding. The transcript is spliced from 5 exons. The record is from RefSeq and is a predicted model, not a curated record. NCBI's taxonomy places the organism in Eukaryota, Metazoa, Chordata, Mammalia, Rodentia, Muridae. The coding region runs from base 1988 to 3121 and encodes 377 amino acids.